GUUUCCUCCCCUCCCACUUUCACCCCCAUUGUGGCAAAACCUCCGGCUCUCUCUCUCACACACACACACACACGCACGCACGCUCACUUUGCCAGACUUCCAGGAGUUGCAGGGACCGACCGAAGACGGAACACCGACAUCGACUUUAAAAAGAAAAGAAAAAAGGAAACGCGUGUGUUUUUUCGUGCAUGGAUCUACUUUCUUCUCUUGGGGGAGUUCAGGGAGCCGCGAUGGUCGCCGUCGCCGGGGCUUCUGGAGACGUUACACGGAGAGAGAAAGGACACGCGACCUCCACGACGCAAAGUUUUAAAAAGUAGUUUUCCCUUGAAGUUUUUUUUUCCCUCCCCCUUCCGCCACCAGCUCUCUCUCCCCCUCUCUCUCUUUCUCUCUCCCUCGCGGCCGUCAUGGCGAGGCGCGGCGGGGACGACCCGAGCGCGCGCGCCGCUUCCCGGGGCGAACGCCGUCGCUUCCACGGGGGAUUAGGCGCCUUUUCCUGGAGCGUCGCUCUGAUCUGCUCGGCGCUUUCCUGCGGAUAUUGCGCCGCCGACGCGGAGUUUUCCAUCCUGGAGGAAGCGCAGGUUUUGUCCGAUCAGAUGAGGCGUCUGUCCUCGCAGGAGCUGGGAGUCCUCACCAUGCAGACGAUCUUCAACUCGUUUUCAUACAAUGAGAAAACAUCCAACGGAGAAACAGAAGUGCAGCAGCUGGCUAAGAAGAUCCGUGAAAAGUUCAAUCGCUACCUGGACGUGGUGAACCGGAACAAGCAGGUGGUGGAGGCCUCGUACACCGCUCACCUCACCUCUCCACUCACAGCCAUACAGGACUGCUGCUCCAUCCCCGCAUCCAUGAUGGAGUUUGAUGGAAACUUCAACACCAAUGUCUCCAAGACCAUCUGCUGCGACAGACUUUCCCCCAACGUCAACAGCCGAGCUUUCAACCCUGGGCGGGACCUCAACUCAGUGUUGGCAGACAACCUGAAGUCCAACCCAGGGAUAAAGUGGCAGUACUUCAGCUCGGAGGAGGGCAUCUUCACACUCUUCCCGGCACACAAGUUUCAGUGCAAGGGAAGUUACGAGCACCGCAGCAGGCCUGUGUAUGUGUCUGCAGUGCUGCCCCAGUCCAAGCACAUCGUGGUGAUGGUGGACCACGGCGCGUCUGUAACCGACACCCAGCUUCAGAUCGCCAGAGACUCGGCGCUGGUCAUCCUCAACGCCGCCGAUGAGCAUGACAAGAUCUCCAUUUUGUCAGUGGCAGAGGCGGUUCGCUCCUGUUCUCUGGACCAGUGCUACAAGAGUUUGCUCUCUCCGGCCACCAGCGAGACCAAGAGGAAGAUGAGCACCUUCAUCUCCAACAUCAAGGCGUCGGAUGGAGCCACGCAGCACGCAGCGGGCUUCCAGAAGGCCUUCCAGCUGAUCCGGAAUACCAGCAGCAUCUGCAAGCAGAGUGCCACCACUGACAUGGUGAUCAUCUACCUGUCGUCUGGUAUCACGUCUCGAGAGUCGUCGGAGCAGGAGAAGAGAGCGACGCUCAGCGUGGUCAGAGAGGAGAACCGACACCUCAACAACUCGGUCAUGAUCCUCACGUACGCUCUUAUGAACGAGGGAGUAACAGGCCUGAAGGAGCUGGCCUUCUUGAGGGAUCUCGCGGAGCAGAAUUCGGUUAAGUACGGCGUGGACCGGACGUCGGGCCGAGACCGCUCGUCUGGGUCGGGAGGAGCCUCGGUGAUGCCGGUGGUGAAGGGAAGCAUGAUGGUACUGAACCAGCUGAGUAACCUGGAGACGACGGUGGGCCGCUUCUACAUCAAUCUCCCCAAUCGCAUGAUCGACCUGGCCCGCUUCAGUCUGCCCUACACCGACCCCAUGGGGGAUGGUUUCAUUAUGACCGUGAGCCGGCCGUGUUAUUUCGGCAACCUUCUCCUGGGCGUGGUCGGGGUGGAUGUGAACCUGGCGUACAUCUUGGAGGACGUCACCUACUACCAAGACUCACUGGCCUCGUACACCUUCCUCAUCGACAACAAAGGUUACACCCUGAUGCAUCCAUCGCUGACACAGCCCUUCUUGAUGACGGAGCCUCCCCUUCACACUGACAUCAUCCACUAUGAGAACAUCCCAGGAUUCCCUGCUGUGCGGCAGAACAUUCUCGGCCUCCCUCUGGGCAGUCAGGUCAUUUCUGUCCCGGUCAACUCGUCUCUGUCCUGGCACACCAACCGACUCCGGGACAACAGCAAAGACGCGUACAACGUCAGCUAUGCGUGGAAGCUGGUUCAGGACACGUCGUUCAUCCUUUGCAUCGUGUACGUACAACCGGAGAUCCCAGUGAAGCACCUGAAGAACCUCAACACAGUCCCCAGCUCCAAGUUACUCUACCAUCGUUUGGACCUGCUGGGUCAGCCCAGCUCCUGCCUGCACUUCAAACAGCUGGCCACUGUUGAGUCCCCCACUGUGAUGUUGGCAGCUGGAAGUUUCUCUUCUCCCUACGAGCACCUCAGCCAGCCAGAAACUAAGCGCAUGGUGGAGCACUACACCGCCUACCUGAGUGAUAACACCCGGCUCAUAGCCAACCCAGGCCUCAAGUCCUCCGUCAGGAACGAGGUUAUGGCGACCAGUCACGUCACGGAUGAGUGGAUGACACUAAUGGAAAUGAGUAGCCUCAACUGCUACAUUGUGCGCCGUUACAUAGCAACGCCCAGUGGGGUGCUCCGGAUUUACCCGGGAUCACUGAUGGACAAAGCCUUCGACCCCACCCGCAGACAAUGGUACCAGCAUGCAGUGGCUAACCCCGGCCUCAUCACCUUCACUGGACCGUACCUGGAUGUGGGCGGGUCAGGCUACGUUGUGACCAUCAGCCACACCAUUCAUGCCUCCAGCUCUCAGAUGGCCCCUGGAUAUGCAUUUGCAGUGAUGGGCAUAGACUUCACCCUCCGCUACUUCUAUAAGGUCCUACUGGACCUGCUGCCCAUCUGCAACCAGGACAAGGGCAACAAGAUCAGGUGCUUCAUAAUGGAAGACAGAGGGUACCUGGUCGCUCACCCCACUCUCAUUGACCCCAAAGGUCACGCCCCUGCAGAGCAACAGCACAUCACACACAAGGAGCCGCUGGUGGCCAACGACAUCCUUAACCAUCCCAACUUUGUCAAGAAGAACCUGUGCAACAGCUUCAGUGACCGCACCGUGCAGCGCUUCUACAAGUUCAACACCAGUAUCAUGGGAGACCUAACGAACCUGGUGCACGGUAGCCAUUGUUCCAAGUACCGUCUGACCCGGAUCCCCGGCACCAACGCCUUCGCUGGUAUCGUCAACGAGACGUGUGACUCUCUGGCGUUCUGCGCCUGCAGCACCGUGGACCGCCUCUGUCUCAACUGCCACAGAAUGGAGCAGAAUGAAUGCGAGUGUCCUUGUGAGUGUCCGCUGGAGGUCAAUGAGUGUACUGGAAACCUCACCAAUGCUGAAAACAGGAACCCGAGCUGCGAGGUGCAUCAGGAGCCUGUCAGCCUGAAUGUGAUUGAUUCCAGUCUGCAGGAUACGCUGCCCCAGUGCAUCAACACUCGCUGUAACCAGAGAUACACCAGCAGUGACUGUUUCGGUGUGCUGGACUGUGAGUGGUGCAUGGUGGACAGUGAUGGUAAAACUCAUCUCGACAAGCCCUACUGUGCCCUUCAGAAGGAAUGUUUCGGUGGCAUCGUCGGCGCAAAGAGCCCCUAUGCGGAUGGCCUGGGAGUCCUCGCAGACGAGGAGGUGGCAUCUCUGAACAUGAUCAAGAGCGCCCCCGUGGGUCCGGUCGCUGGGGGCAUUAUGGGAUGCAUCAUGGUGUUGGUGCUGGCCGUGUACGCGUACAGACACCAGAUCCACAGGCGAUCCCACCAGCACAUGUCACCACUGGCAGCACAGGAAAUGUCGGUGAGAAUGUCCAACCUGGACAACGAAAGAGACGAGCGGGACGAAGACAGCCACGAGGACAGAGGAAUCAUCAGUAACACUCGGUUCAUCGCUGCGGUGAUCGAGCGGCACACUCACACGCCUGAACGGAGACGGAGGUACUGGGGUCGAUCCGGGACAGAGAGUGACCACGGCUACAGCACCAUGAGUCCGCAGGAGGACAGCGAGAAUCCACCGGGGAACAACGACCCGCUCUCAGCCGGAGUGGACGUCGGUAACCACGACGACGACCUCGACCUAGACACGCCCCCUCAGACAGCGGCGUUGCUCAGCCACAAGUUUCACCCCUACCGGCACACGCAUGCGCACCACCACCCGCUGCACAUGCACACGCACCACCUGCAGGCCGCGGUCACCGUGCACAGCGUGGAUGCAGAGUGCUGAUCGGCGGCGCUGCGUUCGCCCCUCUGCCGGGGAAGGAACUUGUUUUUAUAUUAAGAAAAAAAGGACAAUUUAAAAAAAAACAUUUUUGCUCGAUUAGUAGGUACCGUCAGGAUUGACGGACGGAGAGAGAAGCGACAGCUGAACUCGCACCGUCAAAGCCGCUGGGAACUUCUCCAUCAUUUGACGUUUAAAUAUGGGUGUUCGCCUCAUUGUCUCGUUGUGCCAACCUUUCAUUUUGAACCCCCCCCCCCCCUCAGCAGAGGGCACAAAAACGCAGUUUGAGCCAGUUGACUGAGAAGAGGACACACCUGGAACCUAAAAUCCUGAAGGAAGAAGGGAUGCCUUCAUUUCAAACCUGAAGGCCGUAGAAGAUACUAAUAUGAUCACAUUAAAGUGGAACUCUAGAUGCUGAGUGGACCCCAACAUCCCCACUAAGGGGGGCCGGAGGGGACCAGAGCCGCCUCCUUCUUUGUUAAACCGUCUCAAAUGAAGAUUACAAAUACUGUAUUUUUACAUAGACUGGGAUCUAAUAUGGGAUUCUAUUACAGCUUUAUUCUCAGUUUUGUAGAUCGACACUCCUCAGUUUGUGUUCUCUGAAAGAUAUUAGGACAUUGUCACAAGUGUCCAGAAAGAAUUCAAAUAACUACAGGAAGACACUUAAAGGAGGAAAAGAUUAUUUUUCUACUAUUUAUUGAAGAUGCAGAUUUUCCAUGUCAGAUAAAUAGCAGCAGCAAACAGAACAAGAAAGUAGUCAGAACAAGCAAAAUGUAACAACCCCAAUCUAUAAACAAUCAUAGCAUCAUAUAGCAGAUAUUUGCAGAUCAUUAUUGUUACUUAUUAAACAGCCAUAACUGUUUUUUAUUAGAAUUCUGAGUAUAUCUAAGGGCAAGAUUUUACAUAUUUUUAUCAGUUAAUUUCUUUCCAUUAUAUUGAGGGUUCAUAAUCCUCAAAAGCCCAUUUGGAUUUAAUUUCCAUUACUCUUUUUGACCAGAGGUUUAUUCUGAGCCAUUAUGUUUGCCAUAUAGCGUGUUUAAGUGUUCUUUUCCAGCUGGAAACGUUGUAUGGAUGUGCAGGGACCUAAAAUCUAAAUAAGAACGGCUCUUUUCCAAAAGAAUCUAUUUUUUCGGUAAAGGAAAAAAAAUCCGUGGGCCUUAAGUGACUUCCCGUCCGUCAGAGUAGCAAAGACAAAGUGGUCAUUGACACAUUUUCCUCUCUGUAUUCACCGAAUACAGAAAUCCCCCGAAUCACUGAGCUCUUGGUGUAACUGUAAGGCAAGACGUGCUGCACUGGACGUCCUCAUUCUGGACGUGUCCUCUGCAUCGGGAGGCAGAACGCGAUACGGCCCUUGGUCUUUGUGAGCCUCCUGGGGAUGGAGGGAGGGACAAGUGACACUCCACGCCAGGAAAACAUUCCCGGGGUUCGCCAGCGCUGGAGAUUUGGUGCGUGAGGACAGUUGGGGGACCCUCACAACGGCUUUGAGAGAUCCACACUAAUCACAGUAUAGAAAGCUCCAGUUGUACCAGGACUUUCCCCCCCCCAAGGCCGAGCUGAUGCUGCGCCUUUGUUGAGCUUGUGUGCUGGAUGUGGCGCAGAGCAAGAGGGAUUUCUGGGGAUGGAGUCUCCUUCUCAUCAAUAAGAGUGAAAGGUGGGGAGAAAUGCUGCUGUUGGUCGGAGGUUACGCACAUCUGGCAACUCCUCUGUGGUUAACCACUCCCGAUGUAUUUUCUAUGUGUCUGGUUUGUGUGCGUAUGAGAGAGUGAGUGAGAGUGCGAUUGUGAAGAGAUACUGUUUAUCCACCUGGAACAUUUUUAUUGAACGCGUUGUAUUGUGUGUUUUUUUUUUUUAUAACAUAGCAUUUGAGAAUUAUAGUUGGAAUUAUUAUGAGUAAGCAAUCCACUAUUCCGAUGAAGAUUUCCUUUCGAACCGAUCUGUGCUUUGUGGUUUUGAUUGUUCAACUGGUCAAAACGGUUUAUGUUUGACAUCCAUUUUCUUCUGGGUGAAAACGUGUCUAUUGUUUGUGUAAAUACUGAAUCAAUAUAACAUCCUUAGCGAUCCAUUUUUUCAUGUUGGUCAGACAUGAUUUGUGCCUCAUGACGCUCAAAUAUUUGGGUUUAAUGUUUGAAAUGGUUUGUUCCUGGUGUCUCACUAUAUCUUGAUGCCUGGGAUGUUUUUUAGAUUCAUUUUUCUUUAGGUCCAUAUUGGAUGGAAGUCAGUUUUUGGAAACAUUUAUACACACACUUUUUAUGUUUGAGAUACUUCUAAUUUUAUAUCAUGUGUCUUCAAAAUAUUAAAGAAAGCUCAUCUUUCCAUGGACUUAUUUAGAUUUUCUAAAUAAACGGUACUACAUAUUUUUACGAGUAAUGACCAGACAGAAGAUUCUAUUUGUUGAUUCAGGGUUUACGGUCAGCUGCUGUAAGCUUUGCCCUAAUUGAUCAAGUACUACUCAAGACUGUCACACACACUCAUUCAGUUAUUUGAGUGUUCGUCACUUUAAUUUGGCUCUUUACUGUUUAGUGCAUAUUAAUGUCAAAGUAGCCCUGUUUUUGAACUUGGACAUGUAUAUUCAGUUAAAUACUCAACUCGAGGCUUGACUGACAUGAAUGUUUAACGUCACGUGAAAUGCCAUCAGACCAUUUACUGUUGGAUGUUCGACCAUAAACAACAUGUAUUUACUCGCACACACCUUCCCAUCGUACUUCGGUAGCUUUUCUGGGCAUAUAUUUGGAUACGUGUGUCAAUUUUGGUCAAAUAAUAUUUUUUUUUACUAAAUUGUGUUUGUUUUUCAAACCCCUCUUUUCCUGUAGAACAGUAUUUACCAGCUGUGUGUGUGUGUGUGUGUGUGUGUGUGUUUGUGUGUGUGUGAGAGAGAUACUUGCAUUGAUAAAUGUACUGAAGGAACGUGUGCAUCAACCCCCCUCAUGUAUCAUAUAAAGGUUAUCAAAUUGCGAUUUAUUGCAAUGUGAAUGUGAUAAAGUCCAUUUUACACUUUAA
This is a messenger RNA of Gasterosteus aculeatus aculeatus (three-spined stickleback), 7307 nucleotides long. RefSeq names its product cache domain containing 1 (gene cachd1). The record is from RefSeq and is a predicted model, not a curated record. Lineage: Eukaryota; Metazoa; Chordata; Actinopteri; Perciformes; Gasterosteidae. Gene Ontology annotation, cellular component: voltage-gated calcium channel complex. Gene Ontology annotation, molecular function: voltage-gated calcium channel activity.